This is a messenger RNA of Pteronotus mesoamericanus, 984 nucleotides long. It is a transcript of the gene HOXD1, whose product is annotated as homeobox D1. Gene Ontology annotation, cellular component: nucleus. Gene Ontology annotation, molecular function: DNA-binding transcription factor activity, RNA polymerase II-specific; RNA polymerase II cis-regulatory region sequence-specific DNA binding. The transcript is spliced from 3 exons. Lineage: Eukaryota; Metazoa; Chordata; Mammalia; Chiroptera; Mormoopidae. Gene Ontology annotation, biological process: regulation of transcription by RNA polymerase II. The record is from RefSeq and is a predicted model, not a curated record. The coding region runs from base 1 to 984 and encodes 327 amino acids.
AUGAGCUCCUACCUGGAGUACGUGUCGUGCGGCAGCGCUGGGGGCGGCGGCGACCUGCUUAGCUUCGCGCCCAAGUUACGCCGCGCCGACGCCCGGCCGGUGGCCUUGCAGCCCGCCUUCCCCCUGGGGAGCGGCGACGGCGCUUUCGUCAGUUGCCGGCCCCUGGCCGCCGCCCGACCGGCGUCUUCGCCCCCGGCCACUCCCGCGCCACCCCCUGCUGCACCGCCGUACGCACCCUGCACCGUGGAGGGUGCCUACGAGCCGGGCACCCCACCUGCCGUGGCAGGCGGCGCGGACUACGCCUUCCGGGGGCCCGGGACCGCAUACGAUUUCCCGUGCGCGCUGGGGCGGCCGGUAGACGACGGCGGGGCGCACGUCCACUACGCAACCUCGGCCGUCUUCUCGGGCGGCAGUUCCUUGCUCCUCAGCGGCCAGGUGGAUUUCGCGGCUUUUAGCGAGCCCGGCCCCUUACCGGCGUGUCUCAAAGAGCCCGCCGACGGCCGCUUCGGGGCCUACCAAACCGCGUCCCCGGACCCUGGCGCUUACCCCAAGUCCGCCUCCCCAGCCUCCGGCCUCCCCGCUGCGUUCAGCACGUUCGAGUGGAUGAAAGUGAAGAGGAACGCCUCUAAGAAAAGCAAACUCGCGGAAUAUGGAGCCGCUAGCCCCUCCAGCGCGAUCCGCACCAAUUUCAGCACCAAGCAACUGACAGAACUGGAGAAGGAGUUUCAUUUCAAUAAGUACUUAACUCGAGCCCGACGCAUCGAGAUAGCCAACUCCCUGCAGCUGAAUGAUACCCAAGUCAAAAUCUGGUUCCAGAACCGCAGGAUGAAGCAGAAGAAAAGGGAACGAGAAGGGCUUCUGCCCUCAUCCAAUCCUAUGGCUUCCCUCCAACUUCCCCUCUCAGGGCAAAGGUGUCCAGCUGCCAGCCCAACUCUGCUGCUAUGUUGCCUUAGUCCUAUGCAAUUCCUGGGUGCAGAGUGGUAG